GCAGUUCCAAGGCUUAUUUCGAUGAACAGCCCGAUCGUGGAUUAUGGGACGGCGAAACUGAUGGCCGAGCUCUACGACGUGUUAGACGACAUGCCGAACGCCGUGGAGCAGAGCGACAAAUCGGUCGUGGCGAUCGUCCGCAAUGUGAAUCGCCUGUUCCUCCAUCCAAGCGUCAAGGACGCACUCAUAUCGGGCUGCAUCGCCCGCCUUCCGGCAUCGCUUUGCCAAAUGGAGAUCGCCGAGCUGCGCGGUAUCAUUCAGACGUUCAGCGCCAAAACUGUCAUUGUUAACGAGAGCGAUAAAAUUUGUGCCAUAUGUCUCCUGGUGAAGGCACUGUACGAAAACUGGACACUGAAACGUGAACAUCUGGCACUGGUGUACAACGCGUUUGGACUGAAGCCGAUGGUGAAGGCUAGCCUCUAUCCCGAUCUAAUGUACAAACUGAGCGCCGCCGACAUCUUCGCGGAAGACGAAGUAGAGAACUUGGCCAUGCAGCUAAAACAGCUGAACAAGGACCGGUUGACCGUCGGUCAGAUAAUCGCCACUCUGGGGCCAGAAAUCAUCGUCAGACAAAACGGCUCGAUAACGACAAAGCGAACCGUGGUGACCCAGCAUUUUGGUGCGCAAUUCUUAACUUCGGAUGGAAUGAUGAAAGUAGGAACCUGUUCGAUGUUCUUGGAUUUAAGUUUGGCGCAAUGA
This is a messenger RNA of Soboliphyme baturini, 699 nucleotides long. NCBI's taxonomy places the organism in Eukaryota, Metazoa, Nematoda, Enoplea, Dioctophymatida, Soboliphymatidae. The record is from the annotation of a GenBank genome assembly.